Corythoichthys intestinalis (scribbled pipefish) is the source of this 2364-nucleotide messenger RNA. Its product is annotated as class I histocompatibility antigen, F10 alpha chain-like. NCBI's taxonomy places the organism in Eukaryota, Metazoa, Chordata, Actinopteri, Syngnathiformes, Syngnathidae. The transcript has 5 exons. The record is from RefSeq and is a predicted model, not a curated record. The coding region runs from base 110 to 1033 and encodes 307 amino acids. Gene Ontology annotation, cellular component: external side of plasma membrane. Gene Ontology annotation, biological process: immune response.
AAAUUGACGUCACAGCCCAGCUAAACUCAGAGAGGGGCCUGAGGGGGUCAGUCUUUUGCUGCCAUUCGAGGGUCAACCUACGACUGUAGAGGAAUAAAAAAUACUAAAAAUGAGAGAUUUGGCAGCGUUGUUGCUGGUGGCUGCGCAAAUCCAAAGCGUCCAUCCUGUGAUCCACACGCUCAAGUACAUCUGUACGGCGUCGUCUCAAAUUCCAAACUUCCCAGAGUUCUUGGCUGUCGGUUAUGUUGACGGUGUUCAGAUUGAUCACUACGACAGCAAGAGCAGGAAAUUACGACCUACACAGGACUGGAUGAACAAAAUCACAGCCGAGGAUCCACACUACUGGGAGAGAGAGACACUGAUCAGUAUUGCUCAGGAGCAGGUCUCCAAAGUCGACAUUGAAAUUGCUAAAGAGAGCUUCAACCAAACUGGAGGUGUUCACAUGUUCCAGCGGUCGUAUGGCUGCGAAUGGGACGAUGAGACUGACGAGGUGGACGGAUGGGAACAGCACGCUUACGACGGAGAAGACUUUAUUUCGUUUGAUUUGAAGGGACUGAGGUAUAUCGCGGUCAAGCCGCAAGCUGUCGUCACCAAAAACAAGUGGGACCAAUUUGAUCUUCAACACCGGAAGCAUUACAUCACUGAGAUUUGCCCUUCUUACUUGAAGAAAUACGUGAGUUUUGGGAGGGACUUCCUCAUGAGAACAGUGCUUCCACGGAUCUCCCUGCUGCAGAAGACGUCGCGGUCGCCGGUGACCUGCCACGCCACGGGUUUCUACCCCAGGGAGGCCGCCCUGUUUUGGAGGAAGGACGGCGAGGAGCUCUUUGAGGACGUGGAGAUGGGCGAUACCCUUCCCAACCACGACGGAACCUUCCAGACCACCGCCGACCUCAAAGCGGUGGACGCCUACGGCAAGUACGAGUGCGUCUUCCAGCUGGCCGGCGUCCCGGAGGACGUCGUCACCCCGCUGGAUCCCGCCAACGUCCUGAGCAACGAGCGCAUACGAGGUCGUCAAAUAAUAGACGGUCUUUGAAGGCCGUAGAAACCGCUGAUCUCCCUCAAGAUGCGAAUGGACUGUGAAGACAAGACAGCAGUUUUGCACAAUUCAGCGUGACUUUCCCGAUUCAAUUCAAGCCAUUUUUUUUGCCCACACAAAUGUCAUUUUGAGUAAAAAAAAAAGUCACACAUGGAAAAUCAUCCCCUAAGAGAUCAGCCUCAUAACAUUUAUUUUUGCUCUUUUUAAUCUGACAAAUGAGUUUCUCAUUUCAUUUUUGGAAACACAACAAAAAAAAAAAAACAUGAUACACACUAGAUUGACAAAGUUUUACGGCUCUCAUUUGUGAAAAGUCAUGCAACUCCGUUGACAUCAAAAUUUACAAAUGGAUGAAACACGCACCAAGAACAGGUUUUUAUGUACAACUAAUAACAAGGCAACGGAAUCAAAUUCCUCCGGUUGUGUGUCGUUUUUCAACUGCUCACUAUCCUAUUCACCACCAAAAAGUUCUUUUGACCACAUGGAGUUGAGGUUCAUCCAAAACUUUUACCAGUAAUUUUCCUUUAAAUGUAAACGCAUAUCGCACUACAUUUCAUGAAAAUUAAUAAUGAAUUGUUGAACAGUAAUCUCAUUUCCAUUGCUAAAGAGAUUAUAGUCCACUCCUGAAACAUUUUAAAUACAAUUUAGAAAAUAUACACAUUGAGCAAAGUCAUGGAAAGCACUAAAAUAUUAUACAGCGUGGCGAUCCCUUCGAGUGCUCCACAGAACAUUGACCAAUGGGUGAACAGUCAUGAUUUUUGUAGUCAUCUGGAAAAAUCAAUUCAUAAUCAUGCCCAAAAUUGUAUUUUCAUGAAAUGAAUCUAAAAUUGUAAGCGUCAAAAGCAGAAUGCGUGAGAAUUUUUAACAUUCUGUUCGGUGGAAAUCGUCCAAAAAAAAGUACUUUGGCACCAUCAAGUGGCCAAGAGUGAAAUUAAAUUCAGAAUUAGUAUUUUGUUGUUGUUGUUGUUGUUUUAAGAGUUAAAAAAAAAAAAAAAAGGUAAAUGGUAAAUCAGUAAUACUCCUUGUAUCCACUAAGUUUUUGAAAAAAAUCUUUCACUGCCACUGACUGUGAUAGACGUCCAAAUGACAGUAAAGCCAUUAUGAUUCAGAUUCAAUUUGCCAGAUUUUAGGCAUUUUCAGGUCACAAAAUUUUUUGGACAAUUCCUGUUAUCUCUUUAUCUCUCUAAUUAUGAAUACACCUUCAAAAAAGAUGCACAUUGAGCAAAGUCAUGGAAAGCACUAAAAUAUUAUACAGUGUGGCAAUCCCUUCGAGUAUUCCACAAAACAUUGGUGAACCGGAAUGAUUUUUUUUUUUUUGUAGUCAUCUGGAA